UUAUGUUGGAUCAUGACAGGACCCAAGAACCUGGAAUCCCGAACCAACCACAUCAGAGCAACAUGGGCCAAGCGCUGUAACAAAGUGUUGUACAUGAGCUCCACCAAGACUGACUUCCCCACUGUGGAGCUGAAUGUGAGUGAGGGGAGGGAAAACCUGUACUGGAAGACCAUCCGAGCCUUUCAGUACAUCUAUCAGAACCACCUGGAUGAAGCAGAUUGGUUCCUGAAAGCAGACGAUGAUACCUUCAUAGUCAUAGAGAAUCUCCGCUACACCUUGUCCAAAUAUGAUCCAGAGAAGCCAUUGUACGUGGGCAGAAGGUUUAGCCCUUUCAUCGCUCAAGGCUACAUGAGUGGAGGAGCAGGUUAUGUACUCAGUAAGGAAGCAGUGAGAAGAUUUAACAAAGGGUUCCAGACUGGGGAAUGUACCCACUAUUCCACACUAGAGGACGUCGCUAUGGGAAAAUGUAUGGAGACAAUGAAGGUGGAGGCAGCAGACUCCAGAGACGUGAAGGGGAGACAAGUAUUUCAUCCUUACCCUCCAGACCGUUACGUAGUGAAACGUCCCCCAAGACCACGGCCUUUGUAUCCGCUUUAUGACUACUAUACUCCAGUAGAAGGUCCAGGGUGCUGUUCAGAUUUUGCUGUGUCCUUUCACUACAUUUAUGCAGUCCAGAUGUAUGCUUUGGAGUACCUGACACAUCAUCUGCGGCCAUAUGGAUACAAAUACAGAUUUAAUCCUGAUGAAAGAACUGAAAUUAAAACCACAACUAAGUCCAAGUAA
Messenger RNA from Monopterus albus (swamp eel), 783 nucleotides. RefSeq names its product glycoprotein-N-acetylgalactosamine 3-beta-galactosyltransferase 1-like. Gene Ontology annotation, molecular function: N-acetylgalactosaminide beta-1,3-galactosyltransferase activity. The record is from RefSeq and is a predicted model, not a curated record. Bases 13 to 783 code for a protein of 256 amino acids. Lineage: Eukaryota; Metazoa; Chordata; Actinopteri; Synbranchiformes; Synbranchidae. Gene Ontology annotation, cellular component: membrane. The transcript is spliced from 2 exons.